Messenger RNA from Dama dama (fallow deer), 4282 nucleotides. RefSeq names its product TIR domain containing adaptor protein (gene TIRAP). Bases 293 to 967 code for a protein of 224 amino acids. The transcript is spliced from 5 exons. The record is from RefSeq and is a predicted model, not a curated record. Gene Ontology annotation, biological process: signal transduction. NCBI's taxonomy places the organism in Eukaryota, Metazoa, Chordata, Mammalia, Artiodactyla, Cervidae.
GGGCGGGCGGCCCCGCGCCGGAGUCCGCGCCCGGCACCGGUGGCAUCGAGGCGGCGCCCGGCGCACCCGGGCGCAGCUUUUACACAGGAAGUUCCUACAACAAGGUGCUUGCCAGUCACCCUUCCCCAGAUCCCGAAUGCACCCCUGGCCAGGUGGCACAGAGGACAGUCAUUCUGCUGGUCAUGCUGAGCUCAUACUCUGAUGGCUGCUCCAUGAGGUCAAGACUGGGGCCCCUCCCUUCUCCCACUUUACCAAUGCCUGGUCUCAUGGGGUUAGUUUGGAGCCCACAACGAUGGCAUCAUCAACCUCCUCCCCGGCUCCUGGCUCCAGGUCCAAGAAGUCUCUGGGCAAGAUGGCUGGCUGGUUCAGGCAGGCCCUGUCGAGGAAGCCCACGAAGAAGCCCGUCUCCCCAGAAAGCGCCCCCAGCGCCGUUUCACAGCCGAGCUCACCGGACAGCCCCCCAUCCCUGGGCCGCAGCUCAGAGGCGUCUCCCGUCCCUACACCGUCGCACGGGGGCGCCGAUGGCGGCGGCAGCGGCGGCCGCUGGAGCAAGGACUAUGAUGUGUGCGUGUGCCACAGCGAGGAGGACCUGGCGGCCGCCCAGGAGCUGGUCUCCUACCUGGAGGGCGGCGCCGCCAGCCUGCGCUGCUUCUUGCAGCUCCGCGACGCCACCCCCGGCGGCGCCAUCGUGUCCGAGCUCUGCCACGCGCUGAGCAGCAGCCACUGCCGCGUGCUGCUGAUCACCCCGGGCUUCCUCCGGGACCCGUGGUGCAGGUACCAGAUGCUGCAGGCGCUGAGCGAGGCCCCCGGCGCCGAGGGCCGCACCAUCCCGCUGAUGUCCGGCCUCAGCCGAGCCGCCUAUCCCGCCGAGCUCCGAUACAUGUACUUCGUGGACGGCCGCGGUCCCGAACGCGGCUUCCGCCAAGUCAAGGAGGCUGUCAUGCGGUACCUGCAGACCCUUGGCUGAUGCUUGAUCCAUCACCACUGCGCCCAGACAGUUGGAGAAAAGUGGGAAAUGGGGUUAGAGGGCCCAGGCCCUGGGAUUCCAGCAGACACAGAGUUGUAAGGAGUGGGUUUGCAGGACACUGUAUGUGACCCAGGGAUCAGACUGUCUGUGGCCUCCAUAUCCUUGGGCUCUCAGGAAGGACCCAGGGAAGUUGGGGAGCCCCUCCAGGAAGGCCUGGCGAGGCUGGGGACUCCCCCAGGAAGGCCUGGGGAGACUGGGGACUUCCCCAAGAAGGCCUGGGGAGACUGGGGAUCCCCCAGGAAGGCCUGGAAGAGCCAGAAAGCGGAGGUGGGAGGAAGUGCUGAUACCAAGAUAUGGCCCACGUGAUGCCGCCUGCGUGACUGGACAUGAAGCCUGGCAGGUCAUAUCUAUGUCUCCAUCCCCUGGAAUCGGGCACUGGUGUUGAGGUGCAUUCCUCUUGAAGAGGUGGCUCCCCUGAGUAAGGAGCUGGAAUCCUGGACCACUUGCCUCAGCUGCGUGGUUUUCCCAGGUGCCGGGGAAGCCCUGAGCAGGCGUCAGGACAAAGCAACAGGUAUGCUGUCUUUCACACUCACACUCCUGCCGGGGUCUCCCUGUGAUGUUGUUCACAUCUACAAGGUAUGUGGAAGAUGCCCUCAGCACUGUUGUUUGUUUCCACUGCACGCCUGUCAUUCAAGACCCACACCUAGAGACCAUUCAGAAGAGAUAGGAGAGAGCGGGGAGCAGGUGGGGCAAAGAGAAGGGAAACUCAGACCUUUUAGCUGGGAUCAAAAGCCCUCUCACCGAUCACUGACAUGUGGGGGCUUCAUCAGGGGUCUGGCCAGAACUCAGGCUUUCUCAUGCAGAGAGCCCCUCACCUCUGCACUCAGAGGAAUCAGUGUAUUUCCUCUGGAGGAUGGUAUGUUUUCAAUAAAACUUGUUGUUGAACUGAAAUGAACUUAUUAUUUCCCUGAUGUAUACUUUGUGUCUCUUCCUCCACUCCCCACCCCCCCCCCCACCCCGCCACAUCUUUUACUGAAAAAAAUACACACAUAUAUAUUUUUCUAAAAACUGAGAGAUAAUUGACAUAUAUUAGUUUCAAGUGUACAUGAUGUGCUAUCUGCAUAUAUGAAAAAACCUUUAAUUACAAAUUUUCUUAUUACAUAUGAAAGGACUAAAGAAUAAUGUAGUACACUCACCUACUCUACACCCAGCUUAUUUUUUUUUAUACAAUACAUUGUAAUUUUUACUUUUUUUUUCCAGUUUAGGAUUUUUAUUAUUUUUUUUUCCAUUUAUUUUUAUUAGUUGGAGGCUAAUUACUUUACAAUAUUGUAGUGGUUUUUGUCAUACAUUGAAAUGAAUCAGCCAUGGAUUUACAUUACACCCAGCUUAGAAGCAAACCCUCACAAGCCCCAUGUUGCUCCCUAUCUGUCCUUAAUUAUAUUCUCCUUCCUUCUCCCACUAGAAGUAACCACUAUCCUAAAUUUUGAAUGUUACCACUCUUAGCUUUUCUCUAGAAAUUUAUUACAUAUGUAUGCAUCCCUGACAGCAUACUUUUACAUGGUUUUGUAUUGUAAAUAAGUGGUGUUAUGUUUACAGAUUAUGCAAAUUCCUUCCUUGGGCCAUAUGUUUGUAAGAUGUAUCCACGAUGAUGCAUGGAGCUCCAGUACAUUCACUUUCAUUCCAUUAUGUAAAUAUAUCACUGUUUAGCUGCACAAUCUUUUACAAAUGGACACUAGGUUUCCAGUUUUUUGGUUUUUGUUUUUUUUUUUUUGCUAUUGAAAACAAUAAGCCUGUGAGCAUUUUUAUUCUUGUAUAUGUUUUCCAGGGCAAGAUCUUCUAGGAUUUAACCUAGAUGGGGAAUAGUCAAGAAUAUCCAGUGGUUUUGGCAGAAGAUAUGAAAUUUUCCUCCAAGUUGAUUCUGCCAAUUUCUAUUCCUACCCUGUGUGUAGAAGAGUUGCCACUUUUUCAUCUUCUUGCUAACAAUUAGAAUUAUCAGAUUUUUUAAUUUGUAUUUUUUGUUGCACUGCACAGCUUUUGGGAUCUUACUUCCCUGACCAGGGAUUGAACCCAGGCCCUGGCAGUGAAAGUGCUGAGUCCUAAACACUGGACUGCUAGGGAAUUACUUAGAAUGAUCAGUUUUUUAGGGCUUCUCCAGUAGCUCAGAAGGUAAAGCAUCCGCCUGUAAUGCAGGAGACCAGGGUUCAAUCCCUGGGUUGGAAAGAUCCCCCUGGAGAAGGCAAUAGCAACCCACUCCAGUAUUCUUGCCUGAAGAAUUCCAUGGACAGAGGAGCCUGGUAGGCUACAGUCCAAGGAGUCACAAAGAGUCAGACACAACUGAGUGACUAACACAUACACACACGUCAGUUUUUUAAGUGUGUGUUAAUUUGGUGGGUGAAUACUGGUAUCCUAUUGUCAUAAUAUUCUUUCUUCUCUUUUGCCUUUAUUAUAAAAAAUAUACACUAAAAGGAAGGAGGCAGUUUGACAAAUCCCUGUAUACCUAUCACCCAGUUUCAACAAUUACCAACUCAGAGAUAAGCUCUUAUCAACAAUAACCCGACCCAUAAGUCCCCUCCAGAUCCUUUGAAGCAAAACCCAGGUGUUACUUUAUUUCUAAAUAUUUAAGUAUGUCUCUCUAAAUUAUUAGAAGUUUAAGAAAAAAUAUGACCACAAUAUAACAGUAUCUUUUAAAGAAAUUUUUUAUUUUUUAAUGUAAACACUUUUAUCUAUUUGUAGUUUGUGCUUUUUGUGUCUUCUUUGGGAAAUCUUGUGUACUCUUGUAUUUUCUUAUGGAAGUAGUUUACAUUUGGUUCUUUAAUCCAACUGGAUGUGCGGUUUGGGUUUGUUUUUGUUGCUCUCGAUUUGUAAGUCAGAGAUCCAUUUCCCCCCCAUUUGAAUUGCCGUUCUUUGCUGCCUAGUCCAUCCUCCCCACUGACUGUGCCGUCACCGGUGUCAUGUUUUGUCAUAUGUCAUACGCCUAGGUUCUCCAGGCUCCUUCCUUCAUCUGUUCAUGUACCCUGUCCGUGGCACCCUGGCUUACUGACUGUGAUUGUUAGCAAACCUUGAUAAUUUACAGUCCGCUCUUCCCACUUCUUUUAUUCCUCAGAAUCACUUCAAGCCUUCCCGUUCCUUUAUUCUUUCAUAUAAAUUGUUUAUUCACUGUGUCAGAUUCCAGGAAUGGGCCAAUUAGUAUUUUUAUUGGACUUACAUUGAGUUGAGAGAUUAAUUUGGAAAGAAUGGAUGUUUUAAUACUUUACAAAAAUGUUAUGACUCCAUUUCUUUGUCUUUAAAUGUAUUUCAAUAAACUUUACAAAUCUU